CACAAGCAGGGGGAGCGGCAAGCAGAGGGAGAGGGAGAAGCAGACUCCCCGAGGAGCAGGGAGCCUGACUCGGGACUCGAUCCCAGGACCCUGGGAUCAUGACCUGAGCCAAAGGCAGACGCCUCACCAACUGAGCCACCCAGGCACCCUGAAAAUAAUCUUUUUAACAAUCUUAUCUGCAUGUAAGGUCUCAUGCAUCCUGUUGGCAGGUAUAUAAAGACUAAAGUCAAAAGCUUUAAAAGGGAGAGGAAAGUCGACCUUACCGAACGUGGAACAGUGGUGAAGGUUGGAUACCCAUUUGGAGAGCCUGUUUCCACUAGAACCCAUGUUUCUCUGGAUCUCACGUGGCACAUAAGCACACAUUGCAGCAGCACUGGGGGCCCCUGAGGACCAGGAAGCUAGAAUUCUGGAUUAUCGGGCCCCCUCUCCGUGCCCAGCCCCCGCCCCCUCUGCAGGCUUUCCAUAGCUCCAAGUUCAACCCACCCCUGAGGUGGUGAGCCGCACAGACUGUUCCGUAGCUCAGCUUGCACCCAGGAGCCCACCUAGAUCUCCACACUCUGGAAGUCAGAGAGAACACUGACCCCGAGAGCCUUCUCCAGAGCAGGGGGUGAGAUGAAAGAGACGCUCCUUACCGUCGAACCAGGGCUGAGGCUCUACAUGCAGAAAUUGGCUUCUGAGACAAUGAAAAGGAAAGUAAACUUGUUUGAACAAAAGGAGUUUCUCUUCCUUCAAGCCACACCAGCCUAUAAGCCUUCACAAAGCAGGGGUGGCAGCUCCUGAUAGACUGAGUGGCUCAUUGUUAAGAUAAGAGGUGUGCACUCCCUGGCCAGGAGACCUCAGCGCUCAAACUAUCGGCGGUCUACAUCGAAGCGAAGCUCCAGGAUAUGCAGAACCUUCUUGCAGCGCCUGACCCACCACCAUGAGGACCUGGCUGCCUCGACUCAGUCGUCUGGACCAUGCCACCAAAUGGCUCUUGGUUUUGGCCGUGUUGGUCUUCUUCAUCUUCAUGCUGCCCUCCUUUAUGAAGGAGCCCAAUACAAAAGCUUCCAGGGAUCAGCACAUGCUUGGCAAGAAGAGGUAUCCAGAGUCACUCCACAAGGCUGCAUGGCAGGCCGCCACCGCGGGAGGAAGGACAAGGGCCCCGGGGGGGGCGUCAGCCCAGGAGGGUAGCACACAGGCCCCCCCGGCCCAGGCCACCGCCUGCCCCACCCACAGCGACACCAGAGCAGAGGCCAGCGUGGCCGCCUCAGCUGGGCCGGCCCCACCGAGGGGUCAGGAGAGGAAGGACACCGUGCUGGACACGCUGCCCCCGAGGGUACGGGAUGGGAGGGUGGCCUCUGACGGGGCAGAGACACUGUCGCUGAGGAGUCAGGAUGCCAGGACCAUCAAAGGAAGGCAGGACCAGAACAAGGAGCCCCCAGCCACCAGGAGGGAGCCCCCAAACCCUCAGGGCAAAGUGCGGACCACAGCAAGGACACCCGGGCUGAAAAGCCAGGACAAGGCGCUGACCAGGCCAGGAGCAGGGUCACCGGGGAGGGCAAUGAAAGGAGUGACCACAGCGGUUGUCCCCCACUGGGAGAAAGCCCGGGUCACGCCACCCUCCACCCCUUUCCAGAGCCUCAUCACUCAGAGAAGUCCAAGUCUGCGGGCCACCAACUUCAAGUCUGAGCCCCAGUGGGAUUUUGAGGAACAAUAUAGCUUUGACACGGGAGCCCUAAGAUCGACCUGCCCCGACUCAGUGAAAGUCAAGGCCUCCAAGACACCCUGGUUCCAGAAACUCUUUCUGGCCAACCUCACCCUCUUCCUGGACUCCAGCCGCUUCAACCAGAGAGAGUGGGAGCGCCUGGAGCACUUCGCACCGCCCUUCGGCUUCAUGGAGCUCAACUACUCCUUGGUGCAGAAGGUGGUGACUCGCUUCCCUCCGGUGCCCCAGCAGCAGCUGCUCCUGGCUAGCCUCCCUGCUGGGAGCUCCCAGUGCAUCACCUGUGCCGUGGUGGGUAACGGGGGCAUCCUGAACAACUCCCACAUGGGCCAGGAGAUAGACAGCCACGAUCACGUGUUCCGACUGAGCGGAGCCAUCACUAAGGGCUACGAACAGGAUGUGGGUACCCGGACGUCCUUCUACGGCUUCACCGCCUUCUCCAUAACGCAGUCUCUGCUUGCCUUGGGCGGUCGGGGUUUCCCGCACGUGCCUCUGGGGAAGGAUGUCCGCUACCUGCACUUCCUGGAGGGCACCCGAGACUAUGAGUGGCUGGAAGCGCUGCUUCUGAAUCAGACCCUGGUGAAAAGUAGCCUUUCCUGGUUCAGGCGCAGGCCCCAGGAGGCUUUCCGGGAAAGCUUGCAGCUGGACAGGUACCUGUUGCUGCACCCAGACGUAAUCCGUUACAUGAAGAACAGGUUUCUGAGGUCGAAGACCCUGAACUCUCGCCACUGGAGAAUCUAUCGUCCCACCACGGGGGCCCUCCUGCUGCUCACGGCCCUUCAGCUCUGUGACCAGGUGAGCGCCUACGGCUUCAUCACCGAGGGCCACGAGCACUUUUCUGAUCACUACUAUGAUAAGUCCUGGAAACGAACCAUCUUUUACAUCAACCAUGACUUCCCGUUAGAGAGAACACUCUGGAAGCGGCUGCAUGAUGAAGGUAUAAUCCGGCUGUAUCAGCAUCCCAUAAUUUCCAAACCAAAGAUGUGACUGGAGCCUGGGCCGCAGCAG
Messenger RNA from Mirounga angustirostris (Northern elephant seal), 2710 nucleotides. It is a transcript of the gene ST6GALNAC1, whose product is annotated as ST6 N-acetylgalactosaminide alpha-2,6-sialyltransferase 1. NCBI's taxonomy places the organism in Eukaryota, Metazoa, Chordata, Mammalia, Carnivora, Phocidae. Gene Ontology annotation, molecular function: alpha-N-acetylgalactosaminide alpha-2,6-sialyltransferase activity. The record is from RefSeq and is a predicted model, not a curated record. Gene Ontology annotation, biological process: oligosaccharide biosynthetic process.